UUAGCCUUUCUGUCUUUGUUAUGGUUAUUCGUACAGUGCCAGUGGCGAAGGACAGGAGAGAGUGUGCUAAGCUCAUCGUUUGUUUCAUUUGCUCGCUGCGUAAAUCUUUGGGCAAUUUACCUUGAGACCAGUUUCCUCGUGCUGCUUAUAAAUAAAGGUGACGUCACACACAAGGCGAGAAGGGAUUAAGAAUUUUUGGGACUAGCAGUCGGCCAUUGUGUCCUCUCUUAUUAGUUGUGGCGAAAAUAAUUUCACAAAUCAAUCGAGUCUAACCUGAAAAGAAGGGGACCUACUCUUAUUUCGAGGGGGAAACCCAGACUGAAGUUUUCCGCGAGGUGGUCGAUUUUGGAGUGCAAACAAAAAUGUCCUCGCCCAGUGCUGGAAAACGUCGAAUGGACACUGAUGUCAUUAAAUUGAUUGAAAGCAAAUAUGAGGUCACUAUCCUUGGAGGACUUAAUGAAUUUGCUGUCAAGUUUUAUGGUCCAAGGGGAACACCUUAUGAAGGGGGGAUUUGGAAAGUCCGAGUACACUUGCCAGAGCACUAUCCGUUCAAAUCACCAUCUAUUGGAUUCAUGAACAAGGUUUACCACCCAAACAUUGACGAGGUCUCAGGAACAGUCUGUCUCGAUGUCAUCAACCAAGCUUGGACAGCUUUAUAUGAUUUGUCCAAUAUCUUUGAGUCUUUUUUGCCACAGCUUCUCACAUACCCAAAUCCAAUUGAUCCAUUGAAUGGCGAUGCAGCAGCCAUGUAUCUUCACAAACCCGAAGAGUACAAGAAAAAAGUGCAGGACUAUGUGAAAAAAUUUGCAACUGAAGAGGCUUUAAGAGAGCAGGAAGCCCAAGAAGCCGCUCACCUGUCGUCAGAUUCGGAAUCUUCCAUGUCGGACUUCAGUGAGGACGAAGCUCAGGACAUGGAGUUAUGAGACUUUUUCGUUGUUUUUACAUGAAAAAUUUCGUCGUUUAUUACGUUUUCUCCCCCUCUUCUUCUAUCUCUCAUUGAAGUGGCUAACAUUUUUUUUUCUUUUUUUCCAUUCAUUCAUCGUUGAACGGAAGAAAGGUUUCAUCGUACAAAAUUUCAUCCCGAUAAUGGGCUAUAUUAUAUUAAUGAUUGCGAUAAAUCACCCACCACCUCUGGCACCUCUCUCUCUCUCUCUUUGCUCGUUUGUUAUGGCAACAAAACUUUGCAUCCUAAUUAUUCUCGGGAUGUUUCAAAUCCUUUUGAAAAAAUUUCUGUAUUAGAAAAAAAUAACAAAAAUAAUUGCCAAAACCAAUUUUUUCCUCCCUCCGCUCUUUUCCCGAUUUUUUUAAAAAGAAGCAGAAAAAAUUUCAUUUUCAUUCAAAAAGUGGAGAUGCCUUGGGCAGUCAGAGAAUAAAUGUUUUAGAGUGAGA
Messenger RNA from Daphnia pulicaria, 1389 nucleotides. It is a transcript of the gene UbcE2H, whose product is annotated as ubiquitin-conjugating enzyme E2 H-like. The record is from RefSeq and is a predicted model, not a curated record. Lineage: Eukaryota; Metazoa; Arthropoda; Branchiopoda; Diplostraca; Daphniidae. Gene Ontology annotation, cellular component: nucleus. Gene Ontology annotation, molecular function: ubiquitin conjugating enzyme activity. Bases 363 to 923 code for a protein of 186 amino acids. The transcript has 6 exons. Gene Ontology annotation, biological process: ubiquitin-dependent protein catabolic process; protein polyubiquitination.